Messenger RNA from Ochotona princeps (American pika), 2321 nucleotides. It is a transcript of the gene ZNF703, whose product is annotated as zinc finger protein 703. Gene Ontology annotation, cellular component: nucleus. Gene Ontology annotation, biological process: negative regulation of DNA-templated transcription. Lineage: Eukaryota; Metazoa; Chordata; Mammalia; Lagomorpha; Ochotonidae. The record is from RefSeq and is a predicted model, not a curated record.
UCCCUUUGAAGCGGGGCGGCCGAUCGGGGCUAUUUGACGUGCGGCUCGCGGCCGGCGAAGGUUUUUGUGCAGCUCGCCCGGGCCAGCGGCGGCGGCGGUGGAGGAGGGGAGCUGGCGGACGGGCAGCGGCCGCGGCCCCGCGCUUGAAGCUGCGGAGCGAGCCACCCGCCCGGGAGCUCGUCUCCCGGUGCUCCCCCUCCCUCCCCGCCCCCCCAGCGGCGCUGCCUCCUCCAAAUGAGCGAUUCGCCCGCUGGAUCUAACCCAAGGACACCCGAAAGCAGCGGCGGCAGCAGCGGCGGCGGCGGCGGGAAGAGGCCGGCGGGGCCGGUGGCGGUGUCCCUCUUGCCCCCGGCGGACCCCCUGCGCCAGGCGAACCGGCUCCCCAUCAGGGUCCUGAAGAUGCUGAGCGCUCACACCGGCCACCUCCUGCACCCGGAGUACCUGCAGCCGCUGUCCUCCACUCCCGUCAGCCCCAUUGAGCUGGACGCCAAAAAGAGUCCAUUGGCGCUGCUGGCCCAGACCUGCUCGCAGAUCGGCAAGCCCGACCCGCCUCCCUCGUCCAAGCUCAAUUCCGUAGCGGCCGCGGCCAGCGGGCUGGGAGCGGACAAGGACCCGGGCCGCUCGGCCCCGGGCGCCGGCUCGGCGGCGGCGGCGCUCAAGCAGCUGGGAGACGCCCCGGCCGAGGACAAGUCCAGCUUCAAGCCCUACUCCAAGGGUGCGGGCGGCGGCGGCGACUCCCGCAAAGACAGCGGCUCCUCCUCGGUGUCGUCCACGUCCUCCUCUUCGUCGUCGUCGUCCUCGUCCCCGGGAGACAAGGCGGGCUUCAGGGUCCCCAGUGCCGCCUGCCCGCCCUUUCCCCCGCAUGGAGCGCCAGUGUCGGCUGCGUCCUCGCCCGCCGGCUCCCGGGGCGGCUCCCCGCAUCACUCUGACUGCAAGGCUGGCGGCGGGGGAGGCGGCGAGCUGGACAAGAAAGACCAGGAGCCCAAGGCCAGCCCGGAGCCGGCGGCCGUGAGCCGCGGAGGCGGCGCCGGGGGAGAGCCGGGCGUGCACGGCGCCGAGGCGGGGUGUUCCGGGCGCAAGUCGGAGCCGCCCUCGGCCCUGGUGGGCGCCGGCCACGUGGCCCCCGUGUCGCCCUACAAGCCGGGCCACUCGGUGUUCCCGCUGCCGCCGUCCAGCAUCGGCUACCACGGCUCCAUCGUGGGCGCCUACGCCGCCGGCUACCCGUCCCAGUUCGUGCCUGGCCUGGAUCCCAGCAAAUCGGGCCUCGUGGGAGGCCAGCUGUCGGGGGGCCUGGGCCUGCCGCCCGGCAAGCCCCCCAGCUCCAGCCCGCUCACGGGGGCCUCCCCGCCCUCGUUCCUGCAGGGAUUAUGUCGUGACCCCUACUGCCUGGGAGGUUACCACGGCGGUGGCAGCGGCGGCGCCUCCUCGCACCUCGCCGCCGGCGGUUCCAGCUGCUCCACCUGCAGCGCGCACGACCCGGCCGGGCCCAGCCUGAAGGCGGGGGGCUACCCGCUGGUGUACCCGGGCCACCCGCUGCAGCCGGCCGCGCUCUCGUCCAGCGCCGCGGCGCAGGCCGCACUGCCGGGCCACCCGCUCUACACCUACGGCUUCAUGCUGCAGAACGAACCGCUGCCACAUAGCUGCAACUGGGUGGCGGCCAGCGGGCCGUGCGACAAGCGCUUCGCCACCUCGGAGGAGCUCCUGAGCCACCUGCGGACUCACACGGCCCUGCCCGGCGCGGACAAACUCCUGGCCGCCUACCCCGGGGCGGCCGCCGCCGCAGCAGCAGCAGCAGCAGCCGCCGCCGCCUCGUGCCACCUGCACCUGCCCCCGCCCGCCGCGCCCGGCAGCCCGGGCUCGCUGUCCUUGCGGAGUCCACACACUUUGGGGCUGAGCCGGUACCACCCGUAUGGCAAGAGUCACUUGUCCACAGCCGGGAGCCUGGCCGUGCCGUCGCUGCCCACCGCAGGACCCUACUAUUCGCCCUACGCGCUCUACGGACAGAGACUGGCUUCGGCCUCGGCGCUCGGGUACCAGUAACGCCGGGGGGACCCCCCAGCCGCGCCCCUGCGCCCACCGCGCCCGCCCCGCUUCUCCGCCCGCUCCCCGCCCCGCGGAAGCCCCCGCCCUCGCAGCGGACUGUGUAUUUAUUGUUAGCUUACAAGCUGGGAAUCUAAGUGCAUUAACGGCCCACGCGGGGCGACGGGGUGCCGCAACGCCGGCUUCGUGGGCACCCCACCCGCCACGACGCCCCCGCCCCUGUCUCCGCCUCCUGGCCUUUUUGUUUGUUUCUUCACCCUUAGGUAGAAGUUUUUUAACUU